AAAAGAAUGGGCAGUGCUUUUGUCUUUCCCUUGGAGGGGGCUCACUUGUUAGGAACCAUAUGGUGCCUGAGUCACAGGGGCCAUUAUGACAUCACAGGCCUUUUUUCCUCCACCCUUCCUGCCUAUGCUAUGGCUGGAUGAACACAGAUGUGAGGGGAUUUGAACCAUCUACAACCAAUCCAUAUGUGACCAAUGGAGGAGAAGCAGCCCAUAAAGACAGAGGAGCCCUCAAAAGAAGAUGAGCCUCAGCAGAAGGAGACGCUGACCCAUUUGUCCUUAGAAGCAGAGUCAAAGGCAGAGGCUAACACUCCAGUUCUGGUUGAGACACAGACAGUGGACAAUGCCAAUGAGAAAUUAGAAAAACCCCCAGAAAACGAAAAGAAGCUCUCUGACAAAGAUAUGGUAGCCACCAAGAUCCAGGCCUGGUGGCGGGGCACCCUGGUGCGUCGGGCACUGUUGCACGCGGCCCUCAGCGCCUGCAUCAUUCAGUGCUGGUGGCGGCUGAUACUGUCCAAGAUUCUGGAGAAGAGGCGGCGGGCGGCGCUGGAGGCCUUCUCCCGGGAGGAGUGGGCAGCAGUCACACUGCAGUCCCAGGCCCGCAUGUGGCGCAUCCGCAGGCGCUAUUGCCAGAUGCUCAAUGCUGUUCGCAUCAUCCAGGCCUACUGGAGGUGCCGCUCCUGUGCUUCCCAGGGGUUCAUCAAAGGCCAAUACAGAGUCACAGCCAACCAGCUGCAUCUCCAGCUGGAGAUCUUGCUGGGCUCAGGGCCUUGCAUUGUGACAGAGUGUAUUCCCCUCUCAAUAAAGGAAUGAAGUGGUCUUUUCCA
Piliocolobus tephrosceles (Ugandan red Colobus) is the source of this 824-nucleotide messenger RNA. RefSeq names its product IQ motif containing F1 (gene IQCF1). NCBI's taxonomy places the organism in Eukaryota, Metazoa, Chordata, Mammalia, Primates, Cercopithecidae. The record is from RefSeq and is a predicted model, not a curated record. The coding region runs from base 193 to 810 and encodes 205 amino acids. Gene Ontology annotation, molecular function: calmodulin binding. The transcript is spliced from 4 exons. Gene Ontology annotation, biological process: positive regulation of acrosome reaction. Gene Ontology annotation, cellular component: acrosomal vesicle.